Molecule: messenger RNA, 2853 nt
Organism: Cryptomeria japonica (Japanese cedar)
Lineage: Eukaryota; Viridiplantae; Streptophyta; Pinopsida; Cupressales; Cupressaceae
Product: bifunctional levopimaradiene synthase, chloroplastic
Exons: 14
Coding region: 93-2783 (896 amino acids)
Biological process (GO): diterpenoid biosynthetic process
Molecular function (GO): terpene synthase activity; magnesium ion binding
Source: RefSeq, a predicted model, not a curated record
CUGAUCUUUCUCCCCUAUGCAGAAUCUAAUCAGGUUUUGGCAGGGCAUGCACGGUGCAGCCUUGAUAAAGGCCUCUCCUCCUCCUCAUCCUCAUGUCACUCAAAACUCUUCAUAUUAAUGUUUUUUCUGUAAAAAUGCUUCACACUUUGUGGCCCCGGCUCAAUUUGGUUUCUAAGCCUAGUACUAAAUCCACACAACGGCUUUCCAAUGGUCGCUCGCCUUUUACAAACUACUUGCGCGCAAGGAGUUUAGAUUGCCACAACAUGCCAUCAUCUGUUGUUGAUGAAGAGAAUGGGAAAACUCUUCAGGCUGCAGCGACAGCGCAUCCGGAGCCUAAAAUCUAUCCUAAUGCCGGGAAACCAGAUUAUGUUCAUUUUAAUGCAACACUGGAGGAGGCAGCAUUAGAUGAGAUGCAGGAUGAACGAAUAGAGGCAUUGGUUGCGGAGAUGAAAUUAGAGGUGUUUAAUUUAGUGGAAGAUGGGAAAAUUAGUUCGUCCGCAUACGAUACUGCGUGGGUAGCGAGAGUGCCUGCCAUUGAUGGCUCAGCCGAACCCCAAUUUCCCCAAUUGGUGGACUGGAUUCUUGAGAAUCAGUUACCGGAUGGUUCCUGGGGAGAGGAGCGUCGCUUUUUAGCAUGUGAUAGAUUCCUCAAUACUCUUGCCUGCCUAGUUACUCUCACCUUCUGGGGCGUUGGAAACAAUCAACUGCACAGAGGUCUUGAUUUCUUACGGAGAAAUACAGAAGGAAUGAUUAAAGAAGCAGUAGCAGUCGGUCACCAUGGAUUUGAGAUGGUUUUCCCUGCACUAUUGAAUGAAGCCAAAUAUCUGGGUUUGGAUCUUCCUUACGACCUGUCUAUCAUCAAGGAAAUAAACGAAAAGAGGGACUUUGAAUUGAAAAAAGCAUCUGUUGAAGAGCUCCACACCCAGCCCACGGCAAUGUUGCAGUAUCUGGAAGGCAUACAAGAAGUAGUCGAUUGGAAAGACAUCCUGAAAUUGCAAUCCAAGGAUGGGUCUUUCUCAGGCUCGCCAGCAUCUACAGCUUGUGUUUUUAUGCACACCGGAGAUAAGAAAUGCCUACAAUUCUUGACGGACCUUGUUACAAAGUUUGAAGAUCAUGUCCCCUGCAUGUAUCCAGUGGAUAUAGCAGAGCGUUUGAGAGCCGUUGAUAGUGUUGAAUGUCUGGGGCUUGAACGCCAUUUCCAAAAGGAGAUCAAACAAGCAUUGGACUAUGUGUUCCAGUACUGGGGCGAAAGAGGCGUUGGAUUUGGAAGGGAAAGCAUGGUUCCAGAUAUUGAUGUCACAGCCACGGGCUUCAGGCUUCUCAGGAUGUUCGGCUACACUGUAUCUUCAGACGUUCUACAAAACAUUAAAGGCGAAGCUGAAGAACUCUGUAAGCUGUCUGAUAAUGAAAACGGAGCAGGGGCAAUCGACAUGCUGAGCCUGUAUAGAUGCUCACAGGUUAACUUUCCGGGAGAAAAUGUAAUGAGAGAAAUAGGUGCAUUUGCCAAAGAUUACCUGGCCAAAUCCUUGCAAAGCAACAACUUAUCUCAGGCGACGGCUAUCAAGGAUAACCUUCGCCAAGAGGUUGAAUAUGCUUUGUUUGCUCGAUGGAAUAGAAAUAUGCCUUGGCUGAUGACUAGAAAUCACAUAGAAGUGUUUAAUCCCAAUGACUUAUGGCUGGGGAAGACAUUAUAUCAAAUGCCAAAUGCAAGCAACGAAAAGUAUUUAGAAGUGGCCAAACUCAACUUCAACCGGGUUCAGGCUAUCCACAGAUCCGAAAUUCAACAUAUUAAGAGAUGGUACAAGGCUUGCAAUUUCCCGCAGCUGGAAUUUACUCGUCACAGAGAAGUGGCAAUAUACUGGACUGCUGCAGCAGUAAUGCCUGAACCACAAUACACCGAUUGUAGACUGGCUUAUGCAAAAGCCGGAAUCAUGGCUGUUAUCACAGACGACUUAUAUGACACCUAUGCAACUCUGGAACAGGCCAAGCUCUUCAACGAAGCUUUUGAAAGGUCGCUGCGUUUAAUCCCCAUGAUCUCACUUUAUCCGAUUAAGGAAUUAAUUUGCCAUAUUAACAAUCUUGUCUUUUGGGCUGGCUGCAGAUGGGAUCCACUGCAAAUAGACCAUCUACCAAAGGACAUGAGAAUAGUUUUCAUGGGCCUCUACAACACUUUGAUCGAUAUAUCUGAACGAACACAGGAGCUCCAAGGACGUGACGUGCUUCCUUACCUGCGCCAAAAGUGGUUGGAUCUGUUUUUGAGAUACACAACAGAAACAGAGUGGAUGGAAAGGCGUUAUUCGCCAUCAUUAGAUGAAUAUUGGGAGAACGCGGUGGAGUCGAUAGCACUGGCAGUAACCACCCUGACCCCAAUAUUUUCUACCGGAGACAUUCUUCCUGAUCACCUUCUCCAGAAAUUUGACUUCCGGGCAGAGUUUCUCAAUCUGGUCAGUCUCACGGGGCGUCUGAUUAACGACGUUAGAACUUUCCAGGAGGAAAGAGAUCGCGGGGAAUUGGCUUCAUGCGUGCAAUGUUACAUAAAUGAUCAUCCAGGAUGCACGGAAGAAGCAGCCCUGAAUUAUCUUUACGGAGUGAAUGAGGAUGCCCUUACUAAAUUGAAUUAUCACUUUUUAAUGCGUGCAGACAUUCCCAAGAGUUUCAGAACUCUUCUUUUCAACACGGCCAGGGUAAUGCAAUUGUUUUACAGGAAUAUAGACGGCUUUCUAAACGCCGCUGAGGAGAUGAAAGAAUUCAUUAAAAAGACUCUGUAUGAACCCCUGCUCUAAUAAAUUCCUUUUCUUAUGUUAAUGAAAUUCUAAGUGUCAACGUAAAAUAAAAUGAAAUCCUAGAUUUUUA